Glycine soja is the source of this 1371-nucleotide messenger RNA. RefSeq lists its product as uncharacterized. The transcript has a single exon. The record is from RefSeq and is a predicted model, not a curated record. Bases 335 to 1237 code for a protein of 300 amino acids. Lineage: Eukaryota; Viridiplantae; Streptophyta; Magnoliopsida; Fabales; Fabaceae.
UUCCCUUUUGUUUGGGUUAUUACUCCACUUAGUCUCCCCACACAAUUCCAAACAUCAGCCAAAUAUAACUCUCUUUCUCUGUCCCCCACACCCCUCCCUCAUAUGUCCUAUCUCAUUCUGAAGAAACACAAUUACAAGUUAGAACCCCCCAUGUCAAAGCUAUAGUCUUUUGGAGCCAAAGCUUUAUUCAUCAUCUUCCCCUCUAAUCAACCAAGGGAGAAGUUCCUCUUAUUCAACUUUUAUUAGCAGCAAAAGCUCUCUUCUUUAUUCUUUUUUUGUUUCUAAUAAGGAGUUGAGACAAUUUUGUUGUUGUUGACUUGUUGUUGGUGUUGCCAUGAGGGAGUUUCCUUCUUGUUUUGGAGAAAAUGGUGUUCAGGUUGCUGACUCAUCCUCAUCAAGCACCACAAGAGCAGCACAAAAUGUGGUCACGUGUGUCUAUCAGUGCAAAUUAAGAGGCCAUUCAAGCUUGAUUACAGUCUCGUGGACAAAAACUCUGAUUGGUCAAGGCUUGAGUGUGGAAAUUGAUGACUUGGGAAAGCAUUGCCUCUGCAAGGUUGAGAUAAAGCCAUGGCUCUUCUCAAAGAGAAAAGGGUCAAAGAAUUUGGAGGUCCAAUCUGGUAAAGUUGACAUCUUUUGGGAUUUGAGUAGUGCCAAGUUUGGUUCAGGGCCUGAGCCAAUGGAGGGGUUCUACUUAGCGGUUGUGUUCAACAAGGAGAUGGUGUUGCUCCUAGGGGAUCUAAAAAAAGAGGCAUGCAAGAAGAUUGAGAGUGAUUGUGCUUGCUUUUCUCACUCUGGUGCUAUUUUCAUUGCAAAGAGAGAGCACAUUUUUGGGAAGAAGUUUUAUGGUGCAAAGGCUCAGUUUUGUGACAAGGGGCAGGUGCAUGAUGUCACAAUUGAGUGUGACACGUUAGGACUCAACGAUCCUUCUCUUGUGAUUCGAAUUGAUAGCAAGACAGUGAUGAAGGUGAAGCGUCUCAAGUGGAAGUUCAGAGGGAAUCACACCAUUUUGGUGGAUGGUGUUCCUGUUGAAGUGUUUUGGGAUGUGCAUAGUUGGCUCUUUGGGAAUGCUAUGGGCAAUAAUGCAGUGUUCAUGUUCCAAACAUGCAUUUCAAAUGACAAAAUGUGGGAAGGGCAAUCUGUUUCUGAUCCCUCAUGGGCUUCUUCUCAGCAGUUUAGGGAUUCCCAAUUGCAAGGCUUUGGGUUCUCUCUCAUUUUGUAUGCUUGGAAACAUGAGUAGUCAAUAGAGCUGUUAAGUCUUAUUCCUCAAUGUUAUUACAUUUAUAUUGACAGCCACAUUUUUCAACAAUGGAACUGAUAAACUUGCCCCUAUUUUUUCAUCUUGAUCUUACAGACACGCUUUAUUUGCUUUUA